This is a messenger RNA of Peronospora matthiolae, 1404 nucleotides long. NCBI's taxonomy places the organism in Eukaryota, Oomycota, Peronosporomycetes, Peronosporales, Peronosporaceae. The record is from the annotation of a GenBank genome assembly.
AUGAUCAAGGGGUUGUUCUACAGCGAGUUUGACAACGUGGCGGGGCCCGUAAUUCUCUUCCAAGCGCCUUCAAAUGUCCUGAAUAAUGACGUGUUCGACAGCGUGUCUGGCUACAUAAUCAUUGACAAGGCGCUCUGUGGGAAGAUUAUCACGGUCCGUGCGCAGCAGAUGAAGAUCGUGGGAUACCCCGUCUGCAUUGAAGACGACAAGUAUCACCGCAAUGCGCUACUGUUUAACAUUGGUUUUGUAUUCAAUGACCACGUGGAGACGGCACCCUAUCGACCAAUUAUACGGAAGUUGGGAGCCUUAGUUGAGGGAAUGGAAAAAGAAAGUGGCUUCCUGUACGAUCCGAACAAGAAAGAGCUAUUGGGGACAAUCCUGCCCCAAAUUUUGCGCGAUUUGACGCUGCAUGGUGAGUGCACCAUUCCAGUGGACGCAGCAAACAUCAUCAAUUUAAAGCUCUUCCCGACCUUACAAGACCCUCCUUCUGUAUGUGAGUAUCAAGUACCGGUGGCCAUUCGGGAUCUACGAGCUCUUCUUGAAAACAGUGCAGAAUGGGACUUGGCGCUUCAACAGAUUGUGCCUUUCAUUGAUGGUGUUCGGUAUGUCAAGCGCAUCAGUCUUGAGGCAGAUGUGGAAAUUGCGAUCGUCAAGAAAUGUGUCCGGCAGCUUCUGUACUACGGCUGCGUGACGCUCAUUGACAUCUUUCUUCACUCAAAUAGUUAUGCGAACACGCCAAAAAUCGCCGUGCUAGCAAAUGACCCCAGGCUGCAAGCUGAGUGCGCCGUUUACAUCGCCAGAUCGGGGUCCGCGCCGCCAUCAUUCGCGCGGAUCUUUGCGUUAUACUGUUCCGUCCAGCCUAGCUUGCGCAUGAGUGACUUUUCUGUCGUGUAUUCCGAGUCACUCGCUCUCAUCGAUGCGCGACGUUUCGUCACCUUCGGCCUCAUCCAUGGAUUCCUGAGACGCGUGCAUCGCUACCCUAUCUAUGUCGAUCACGGCUCCAGCCCUCAGCAACAGAAGCAGCAAGGCCAGCAAACGCUGCAACAAAACCAGCAACAGCAGCAGAAGGGUCGAUCAUUUGGAUUAUCGUCGGCCUCGCCACUGCUGUCGGGAAUGAAUCCUAUCGGUGCUGCACCUUUGGCGGUUCAGCCUAAUGGGGCGCCUAACGCAUCGAACGCGAACAUUAUAAGUGGCAGCUCCGGCGCAACAGGAGGCAAUGUGGCUUCCAUGUCGUCUUCGAAGAGAGCCAUGGUCUCGAAGGCCAAUCAGUUGGAGAAAGACUUGCUCCGGAUGAUGGAUGGCAGCCACCAUACGGACGAUAUCUGCACCAAGUUUUUGCUGCGCUACGCCGAUGUAGAGUCUACCAUUCAGAUGAAUCCUAGUUGCUGCGCAGUGCACAAGUAA